AUGCAACGUAUUGUAGCUCUUGCUCUGCUGAUCUGUAUACUCUACUUUGUGGAUAACAUUCCUCCGGUGAGUUUUAUUUGUUUAAAUGCGAUUUCUUAGUCUAUUUCUUAUCCACUUUUCUCCCAUAUCUCCGUUAUAGAAACUUUACAGGCGACUGACUUUGCUCUACAAGAUGGUUCAAGAUUUUGUGUAAUUGAGUAAAAUCCUAAAUUCUAAACUAAAGCGUGUGCGUGACUAUAAAGAUGAAAGCUCUGAAAGCUGUCCCGUGUUGAAAAGCAUAACUUUCUACAUCGUUUAAUUAUGCUGUACAAGGCGGUUCCCUCUUUUGCGUUUGUCGAUUAAAACAGCACAACGUGCUCUUUUCAGAACAUUAACGUACACUGACUCAAAGGAGUUUUGAGCAUGACAAAAUUUGUUUUGUUCUUACAGGGUCGCUCAACACCAAUGAAAGGUAAGUCUAGAAUUUUGAGCACAUUUGCUGAGUGAGACUGGUUACCCAACGCGGCUAAACAAAUCGAAAACUUGUUGAAUAGUUUUUUGAAUAAGGGGUGGUGGAAGAGACGAAGGCUAGGUUGGCCCGUCUGUGACCUAGUCGUUAUUAAAGUAACCGAAAUUCAAAAAGGGUUUCCUUUAAUUGCUUUGGAAUUGUUCCAUUACAUUAAGAUAUUCGUGGGGUCUGUUUUCAGGUUGAAAUCAGUAGAGAAAGGAUAAUUGAUAGGAAAAUAUUCGAGUUUUGGCUACCGGGGCCUUUCAAGAGUGCUGAAAAAAAUUAAACUGGAGCUCAAAAAAAGUAAAAAGUGUCCGUUAAAAUGUUCGCUGAUUUUCACACCAUUAAUUAGGGAAGUGUUAUGGCUCAGACAAUUCCAAGCGUGCCCAUCCCCCCAGGUGGAUUUGUUGGGCGACACAAAUGUUCAGGGGAGAUGGGCAGGUUUGAAAUUGACUGAAUGCUUAACCCCUCUAACGAGUUUCAUUUGCAUGAGCAGAACUGAAAAAAUUAUUUUCAUAUCAUGGCUUCGCACUUGGCCUCGCUUUGAAAAGGAGGCUUGGAGUCACUCGGAAAAAGGUUCGACUUCCAGCCGAUGUGUGGGAGAAUGAGCCGGCGUUCCUCCCUCUAGACACACUACUCUGGGAGGAACGUAGCCCAGGCGCGAGGAAGCGGUCUGAGUCAACCAAGCCCACUGUUAAAUGUUGUUCAUAUACUUUGUUCUCUCGUUAUGUACUAGCCCCUUUUAAAACAGGCAACUGUCCAGACGUGGAGCUCCAACCUUUCGAUCAUCCGAACCCUUUACCAUGCGGGCGAUUUUGCAAUUCUGACUCCGACUGCGGCCUUAACAACCCUCUUAAGUGCUGCGCUUCCGGAUGUGGUACGCUUUGUAGACACCCAGGUGAGCUUUUCUAGGAUCAUCGCCCAGGGGUAGCCUAUACCUCCAAUGAUUUAGAUCAAGCUUAGAGGUAGCUUCAGAUUGCUUUUUCCGACGGCCCCUACCAGUCACAAGUACUUUGAAUACAAACACAUUUUACUCUCCACUUCCCUCGGAGCUUGCAGGAAUAAUACAUGUUAUGAUUAAAUUUGACCAUUGGUUUAAUUUUUUUCGUUUACUUGGGUAGGGUAAUGCAUAAAAAGAAAAAUUCUACAAGGGAUAAGUUAAACUACAACAUUAAACAACAGUGUGCUGGGAAAUUUGCCCGACUACUUAUUGUGGGCGCAAAUUUUCCCUCUGCAGUUUACAUCCCAACUAGUCAUAGUUAUUCUCUAGUCCUGAACUAGGGUAAACUUCAAACACCAGAGUCUAUACGCCCCUUGCUGUUUGCGGCGAAGAGCAGUGGAAUAUUUCUUUAACAUAAACCAUAGACCAAACUGGUGAAAGCAAAAAGGCCAUUGGCUUGACUUCACCUCCCCAAUGACUCAAGUAAACCUAGAUUUUGUCAGGUCUUUUAACACCAUCGUUUGUGUCUGAGCACGAAUUUUAACUCAGGACCUGCCGAUCACUGUGGAGACCAACGCUUUACAAAUUGACGUACAUAUCGAUACAUAGGUGGCGAGUAGAAGUACCGAUAAGUGUUUGAUUGUGUGGGAAACGCAUGAGUUGACUACAUUCUUUUCUCUGCUUUUGCUUUUCCUUUUUAGUGCGUUAUUAACAUUAGUGGGAUGAUGCUUCCAGAAACAUGGCUCCAGUUGAAAAGAAAGGACUGACAUUUUACCAGAGUACCUCAUGCCUGCUUUAGAAGAUUUAAACUCGGUGCCUGCAGCUUGUUAGAAUUUCAGCAAAAGAAAACAAAACGUAAAACUUGUCAUAAUCUUUAAAUAAGGCUAAGUGUCAGUGUAAUGUUAUUAAAUAAGCAACAAGUCCAGAGAUGAGUAGGCAAUAAAAUGAUUGUUAAACGAAUCAUCGCUUGUUUUGACUUCCGCGAGUCCGAUUAAUAUGUUAGUACUGUAACGAUACCUUAUCCACAGAACAACAUUUUUUUGACAAAAGAUUAAAUUCAAAAAAUAACUUCAGUUGGAUGAUAUUUGCCAAGUAACUUAUAGUUACAAAGCACAGUUUAAAUAUAUAUAUGAUUAGAGCAUCGCACACUAUAUUCUUUCUCACAUCCGAGGAGGACCGUUGUCAAUGAAAAUGUUGCAACAAUCGGCGUUUCGACUAAACACAUAAAUUAAGUGGUUAUGGUUUGGAGCUUUAAAGUACACUUCAUCUAGCAAACGGAGUCACGAGAAUAAACGACAUAUUUCAGGGGCACCCAACGAGAAUAUAGCUCAGAACCACUUAAACAUAGCAUUGUUAAACGUGUUUUAGUAUUUAAACGGUAGAUAUAGGCAUAUUUUUAUCCCCUAAAAAUUUUUCGUCUGUUCGGAUUUCCUAGCUGAAAGUCUAGUGAUCCGAAAAUCGUAGUGAUUAAAACUUACCUUUUCGAAAAUUUCAGCGAGAAAAAAGGCUUCCGAAAAUUCUAGGUGACCUUUUUAAGGUAAAAAUCCGUGUAAAAUGGACAAUUGUACCGUUUUUUAGAUGUUCGAAAAUCUUAGGAAAGGCAGCGGGCAAGCGAGAAAUUUUACAACAAAUGUUCCGAAAAUUCUAGAUCUCAAAUCGUCUUCCGAACAGAUAUUUUCCGAAAAUUGACGAUGUGUGCCCCUGAUAUUUGUUCUUGACAGAUUGCAGCCUUGUAAUGCGUUCCUUUGGGAUGAUCCUGAACAAGAUCACUGACCCGAGAUCUUUCAGAUCAUGGUGCAUCAAAGGAACCGACGAACCCUUAUCCAGAGAAGAUUCAUCGGUUCCUUUGAUGUACUAUGAUCUUGACGAUCCUGAUAGGAACGCACAUGUAAGUCAGUUCUCGACUUGAUUAAGCCUGGACUCUCGUUUGCAUGUUGGUGUCACCAAAUAACUCAAUGACAAUCUCGUAUUCCGGCCUCGGAACUUAAGUGACAAGGAAAUAUUUUCAGUUCUCGUUGCGCUGUUGAUAACUCCUUAGACAUAAUUAAACUUUGAUGUAACAUACAUAUUUAUGGUUCGAUACAGGAGGAUAUUUGCUUUCUUGCCGAUUGGUCAGUGAUUUCGAGCUAGGAUAAUUUUCAAAAAGCUGCAAAUUGAAUAUUAAAUUAAUGACAAAAGCAUAAUAUCUUCACAAAUUUUGCAACAUCAUCGUACUAAGGCUUUUAACUUUAAAAGUUUGGGGAGGAAACUACGUAAUUCCGGUUCCUUUAUUUAAGUACAAACUCUAGUUCCUUUGAGGAACAUAAACCUCUCCGACCAGUUGCAGCUUCUAUGUAACAACUGAACGCUAAGUGUCCUAAGUACAGAGUAAAUAUACCGAAGUUGUCUUCUAAAGGGUAAGUUUCAGUUGGACUCUUGAUAGAAAGCUUUACUGAAAGCUAGAAAAACUAUUUGUUUUCUUUUGCGACUACUAGUUAAGUAAGAAUUCAGUAGACUGUUGUUUUCAUUCAAAAUAUUUCUUUAUCACGAACCUCAUUAAUUAGCCGACCAUUCACUAAAAAUCGUAGUUUUACCAACUUUGUCAAAAAUUCCAGUCUAAUGCUGUUAUUUGACAUCAAAUUUCCCGUUUUAUGCUGUUAGAUCCUGUUAGUUAACAUCAAUUUUCAGUUUUUUCUCGUAUUUUCAAUCACUCUUUCGUCUCCCGUCCUUCCUCUUCCACUUAACAUGACAAAACGCCUUGUUAAAACCGGAAGAAAGAGAGUCAAAUUGCUCUAGCUAAUAUCUUUCUCUUGUCUCGUUCAUUCUUAUCAUACAGUUUGUUCAUAAAGGUUUCCUCGAAAUGUCUUGGGAUAGCUACAUUGAUAACCUCAUCGCACAAAGUAAAGAUUCUUCUGGCAAGGCACAUAUUGACAGAGCCUGUAUCAUUGGGUUGGACGGCGGAGCCCCUUGGACUACACCUAGCCAUCCAAAUGCAUUAAAAGUAAGGUUGUUCGUCGACUCAAAUACAUAUGAACUGUUUAAAAUGUUCAAAGACAGACACGUGUUAUGAUUGGUCGAAAUAUGUUCAUUACUUCAUCAAAAAUGCACGCGCUUUUCAUCACCUGCGUCAAGUUUUAAACAUGAGGUCGCCCCUUUCUGUAUUAGAUAAUGACGACAUUUAUGUCACAUACACUGUUCUUCCUUGUCGAGAUUUCAUGAAUUUAAAUGAGUUCGAUGGUAUCCAUAGGCAACCAUUGACCAAUCAUUGCUUAAAUUGGAUACUUAUACGAUCCGAGAAAUCUUCACCUGAAAGCUUGUACCCAUUCUCCCUAUGCGGUAGAUUUUGGAGUUGGCGAAUUAGGUUUUACAGUCACGAAACCCGGAUAUAACCAAGUAGCAAGGGACUGACAAAAAUCGUUCGUUAUGACAGGGGUAAUCCUGAUCCAGCCCCAUAUAUUUCACUUUCAUUGGGGAAAGGGAAUGUCAUUCGUUAUGCCGUUUCGUUAUAUGCCGGUUUGUUAUAUUGGAGUUACGUUUUACUGUAGUUGAGUAAUUAUUAGGAAGCUAUAGCAAAGACACUUUAGAGCGACGCACGUCAGCCGGAAGUGUGUCUCCCUCGCAGCCGUUUUUUGGAUGUCACGCAAUGCUCCCCAUACGGCUGCGAGGGAGACUAGCCGGAAGUGGACUUUUCGCAUUCUUGGGCAACCGUUAUCCCCAAAUUUUCACGAGACACCAUUGGCAAUGCUCAUUUGGAAGCGUCAAGGUAUAUAAAAAGCGAAAAUGCCUCACUUCCGGUUGACGUACGUCGCUUAAAACGUCUAGUAAGUAACUUUAGUUUGUGGUCCCAGGCGUUCCUAGUGUCUUUGUUUAACCUCCUUAUUGUCUCUUUCUGUUCUCUCCAGCUACAAGGAAGUGAGGCAAGUAACAUAGCCAGGUGCUUUAAGAGCAAAGAUUUUAUGCCAUUUAUGACUGAUGGUGUUUACGUGGAAGGAACUAGAUAUCAGUUCCUGCGGGUGCUAGACGACAAGUUCGUACUUGCCAAGAAAAAAGAAAGCGGAGCAUUGUGCAUACAAGGAACUAUGACAGCGGUUGUCAUCGGUCACUGUCCUGAGGGUGGCCAACAAGGAAACACAAACAAGGCAGUUGGAAUAAUCGGAGACUACAUGGAAUCCUUGAAUAUGUAA
Molecule: messenger RNA, 5590 nt
Organism: Porites lobata
Lineage: Eukaryota; Metazoa; Cnidaria; Anthozoa; Scleractinia; Poritidae
Source: the annotation of a GenBank genome assembly